This is a messenger RNA of Salvia splendens (bonfire salvia), 1973 nucleotides long. Its product is annotated as LEAF RUST 10 DISEASE-RESISTANCE LOCUS RECEPTOR-LIKE PROTEIN KINASE-like 2.4. Gene Ontology annotation, molecular function: protein kinase activity; ATP binding. The record is from RefSeq and is a predicted model, not a curated record. Gene Ontology annotation, biological process: recognition of pollen; protein phosphorylation. NCBI's taxonomy places the organism in Eukaryota, Viridiplantae, Streptophyta, Magnoliopsida, Lamiales, Lamiaceae. Bases 1 to 1884 code for a protein of 627 amino acids. The transcript is spliced from 4 exons.
AUGGUUCGAUUCGGUUUGAAUUAUUGGAAAAUUUCGGAAAAUUUUAAACUGGGCACCGAUGUGUCCUUGAAUCUUGAAAAUGAUGGCAGUCUUUGUUUGUACAACGGAAGUGUCUGGAAAAAGAGUUUAACCGCGGGAGGGAACCCUAGAGUAGGGGCCAUCUAUCUCGUGAGGCUCGACUGGGAUGGCAUUCUUCGUCUGUACAAUCAAUCACUGGAGAAAGAAGACAAUUGGAAGUCAAUAUGGUCAGUCACGGAGGACAAAUGUUUACCGAAGGGCCUGUGUGGCAUUAAUAGCUACUGCACUAACACGGAUGGAGGAGCGCAGUGCACAUGCCUCCCUGGAUUUGAUAUCGCUCGUGAAGGAGAAUGGAGCGCUGGCUGCACCUCCGAUUUCAAGGUAGACUGCAGAGACACGAAUCAAAGUAGAAGCUAUGUGAUGAGGAGUGUUCUGAAUGUAACUUGGGAAGACAAUUACUACAGUGCUUCGAGAGGAACGACAGAAGAAAGUUGCAAAGAGGGCUGUCUACAAGACUGCAACUGUAUCGUAACCUUGUUUCGAGAUGGAGAAUGUCGGAAGCAAAAGCUUCCGCUAAGCUAUGGCAGAUUUUCUCCAAAUGCCACUGACAUGGCUUUUGUGAGAGAGCACAGCCUCAACUAUAUUCAUCCAGGAUUGACAGGACAUCGACAGAGGCUUACCGAUGUGCAGAAGCGUGCAUUACUAGGAGUAUCGCUUGGUAUACUUGGUCUACUUAUAUCCAGCAUUAUCUACUACGUUAGAAGACAGCGUGGAUGGUGCAAUCAUGGAAAGGAAAACAAACAGAGUAUCGACAAAUUCGUACUCAACCAUGGAUAUCUGGCUCCAAAAAGAUAUAGCUACAAUGAAAUCAAAAGAAUAACAAAAUCCCUCACAGAGAAACUAGGCCAAGGAGGCUAUGGUGUUGUGUACAAAGGAAAGUUACCUGAUGGUCAGCUUGUGGCAGUGAAGGUCUUAAAGAAAACUCAUGACAAUGCGGAAGAAUUUGUUAACGAGGUCGCCAGCAUCAGUAGAACCUCCCAUGUCAACAUUGUCAAUCUCUUGGGAUUUUGCUAUGAGAGAAACAAUAAGGCUCUAGUCUAUGAAUUUAUGCCCAACAAAUCCUUAGACAAGUUCAUCCACAAGAGCCGAUCUGCGGAUCCAAAUUGCUCAUUGGGGUGGAGGAAAAUGUACGAGAUUGCAGUUGGGGUUGCCCAAGGUCUUGAGUACCUGCACAGAGGCUGCAACACCAGGAUUGUUCAUUUUGAUAUCAAGCCUCAGAAUAUUCUUUUGGAUGAAGACUUUUGCCCAAAGAUAUCGGAUUUCGAGCUUGCUAAAUUGUGUGUGAAGAAGCAGAGCAUAAUAUCUAUGCUUGGAACAAGAGGACCUAUAGGGUACAUUGCUCCUGAAGUGUUCUCAAGAAAUUUCGGCAUAGUUUCGCACAAAUCAGAUGUGUACAGCUAUGGUAUUAUGCUUCUUCGAAUGGCGGAAACAGGGACUAAUGUUGAGACUAAGUCGUCUCAAUCAAGUGAACAUUAUUUCCUUGAAGAAAUUUAUGAGAAUGUGGUAAUGCAAAAUGAAAAGAUUCAUGAUCUCAUGACAGAAGAGGAGGAAGAAGUUGUGAGGAAAAUGUUAAUGGUAGGUUUUUGGUGCACUCAGACAGCUCCAUUAGAUAGGCCUUCGAUGAAUAAAGUAGUGGAUAUGUUGCAAGGGAAUCUGAAGUCUAUACAGAUUCCCCCAAUGCCAUUUUUGCUCUCUUCCCCGAAACCACAGUUCUCAUGUUCACUUCCUCUUCCUGUAAUUGUAGAAACAUAUGCUGCUCCAUAUGGUUUAAUAAACCAUUACCAACCUAGAGGCACACUCCCGUGAGCGCACGUAAAUUUGAGUGGCGGCAGCAGAGUGCAAGAGGGAGAGGCGACGGUUGUGCAGGAGGGAGUAGACAGCGGCAAGGGAUGAAG